Messenger RNA from Hemibagrus wyckioides, 4747 nucleotides. It is a transcript of the gene znf710a, whose product is annotated as zinc finger protein 710a. NCBI's taxonomy places the organism in Eukaryota, Metazoa, Chordata, Actinopteri, Siluriformes, Bagridae. Bases 87 to 2210 code for a protein of 707 amino acids. Gene Ontology annotation, biological process: regulation of transcription by RNA polymerase II. The transcript is spliced from 5 exons. The record is from RefSeq and is a predicted model, not a curated record. Gene Ontology annotation, molecular function: RNA polymerase II cis-regulatory region sequence-specific DNA binding; DNA-binding transcription factor activity, RNA polymerase II-specific.
GGAGGAUGAGCAGAGGCACCACCCCUUUCUCUCCCUUUGCUAUAAAUACGAGGUGGAUUUUUUUUGCUCCACACUUCACUUGAAGGAUGAGAGCUUUGAAACACCUUAAACACCAUUCGAGGGGCAAUGUGGAGGAGCAGGCAGUUCCUCUGGUGCACUGCUACAGUGAAGUGAUGGGGAAUGUGGUGGACACUGGCACACAGACUGAUCCUGUGGUGGUCCUAUCCCUAGCUCAAGCCGCUGUGCUCGGCCUCAUAUCUCAGAAUGAAAUCUUUGGCACCACCAUCGCACCUAAUGGCUUUUACACUGGGGAGGUACGUGAGUGCGCCCCUCCACCUCCAGAGGCAAUGGAGUACGAGCAUUCAGACCAGUUGAUUGGUGCAAAUGGAGACUAUCUACCUGAGCCCAAUGGAGAAAAUAGGAGACCACAUGGACUUUUGGGGGUGGGGAAAAGGCGUUCUGGACCUCGGGGAAAGACCAAGAGGCAACAAAGUGAAAAUAGUGAGGCAGCAGAACUGGCUAAGAAAUCCAUAGAUGUACAGACAUGGGUGAAAGGAGAGCGACCUGAGUAUUCAAGCCCCUGUUACUACUCAAAGGUUCAUUGUAAUGACAGUGAGUCUGAAGUGUUGGAUCUUGCUCCUGACAGACUGAUGUUAAAGGAGGAGCAAAAUAAAAGCAGCCCUGCAUAUGCAAAGGAGGCAAACAACUUGCAGAGUGAUCCAGAUUCAGACACAACUUCACAGGUUGAUUGCACACAGGAGUUGGAAUCAGGCAGCCAGCCUGAGGGAGAAGGCUCUAAAGAGGAGAGGCAUGAUGAACAAAGAGCACUGAAUCUUAAAACUCCUGAGGAGGAAGUGAGCCCUGUGAUGAGACGCUACUAUGAAUCUAGUGUUUUAACUUACGAAGCUGCUGAGCCAGACCUGACACCAGCAGACUAUGAUGAUGGUGUGCAGGUGGCAACAUGGGCAGAUGGUGAGAAUCCUGCGUCCCGCCGUGUGCAGAUUGACCGCCUGGAUGUCAAUGUGCAGAUUGAUGAGUCAUAUUGUGUGGAUGUGGGUGAAGGCCUGAAGCGUUGGAAGUGUCGAAUGUGUGAGAAGUCAUACACGUCAAAGUAUAAUCUGGUGACACACAUCUUGGGUCACAGUGGGAUUAAGCCGCACGAAUGCCUUCACUGUGGAAAACUUUUCAAGCAACCAAGCCACCUGCAGACACAUCUGCUUACACAUCAAGGCACAAGGCCACAUAAGUGUACCGUGUGCAAAAAAGCCUUCACACAGACCAGCCACCUGAAGCGCCAUAUGCUGCAGCAUAGUGACAUUAAGCCAUACAGCUGCCGUUUCUGUGGACGUGGGUUUGCCUACCCCAGUGAGUUGCGUACACACGAGGCCAAGCACGAGAAUGGGCGGUGUCAUAUUUGCACACAAUGCACCAUGGAAUUCCCCACCUAUGCCCACCUCAGGCGACACCAGGUCAGUCACCAGAGGCCUGCUGCCUUCCAGUGUAGUGAGUGCCACAAGAGCUUUGCCUACCGGAGCCAGCUGCAGAACCACCUAAUGAAGCAUCAGAACAUGCGGCCCCACAUUUGUUCUGAGUGUGGCUUAGAAUUUGCACAGGUUCACCAUCUCAAGCAGCACCUGCUCACACACAAGGUACUAGCACAGCAGGUCCUCGAAAACAAGGGGAUGAAAGAGUACAAGUGUGACGUUUGUUCUCGUGAGUUCACCCUGUCAGCUAAUCUGAAGCGCCACAUGCUGAUCCACACCAGUAUGCGACCUUUCCAGUGCCACAUCUGCUUUAAGACCUUCGUCCAGAAACAGACUCUCAAAACUCAUAUGAUUGUCCACCUUCCAGUCAAGCCCUUCAAAUGCAAGGUGUGUGGGAAGUCAUUCAAUAGAAUGUACAACCUACUUGGCCAUAUGCACCUUCAUGCUGGUAGCAAGCCCUUCAAGUGCCCCUACUGCAGCAGCAAGUUCAACCUUAAGGGUAAUCUGAGCAGGCAUAUGAAGGUGAAGCAUGGUAUUCUAGAUGUCUUGCCAGAUGGGCAAGACAGCCACCCUGAUAUGGAGGGCCAGGACGACUAUGAAGAAGACAGCUUUGACUACAGUGAAAGAGAAAAUCUGGCUAGCAACAACACACAAGACAUGGCCAAACUGGCCGAGAUGGGCUAUUACAACUAUACAAAGGCUGCUGCUUACUACACCACAGCAUAAUGCACUGUGAGACACUCAAACUGACCUCAUCUGUAUUUGAAAGCCUCAAGGUUUUAACAUGGACUAAUAAUGAAAUGGCUGCCUGGUGGUUGAGCACAGGCAUUUUGAUAACUCUGUAAGAGGAAAUCAUUUAUAAGCCUCCAGAACAUUAGAGCUUGUAAGGUUCCAUGUAAACAUGAGUGUAAUGCUAUAUUUUGGUAUUAGACAGUGGGUAAUAGGUUGAAGACAUUGUCAACUGAACAUUCCUUGCAGACAAUGAUCUAAUGCCAUUCCCCACAUGAAAAAGCUUUCAAAAAUAAAAUUUCUAAGAAUAAUUCAAAAUUGUUGUGCAGCCAUCUACACAGAGGCACUUAGGACACAACCCUUAUCACUUUGGAAACAUCCCUGGCAUGUAAUUUUAAAUUAUUAAAGCUUAUACAAAAACAUUAAAAAUAAUGUAGAAUAAAAAAUUGUACUUAAUAGUAUUUACAAUAAAAUAAAGUGAUGCAUCAUCACAAAAGUGCUAAGAUUCAGUUAACUAGCUUGUUCACUUCUAGUGAAUCAUCUUGCAUUUCUCAUAUGUAAACCAAUUGGGAUUUUAGUAGGAGGGUUAAUUUGCAUAGUCAUUUUCAGCUAAUUAUUUACCAAUAACCAAAACGGUCAAAAUUUAAUAUAACGAUUAAUACCAUUUUGUUCAUUAUUAGCAUUAGCUAAAUUAGCUAGCCAUUUUAGCAUGUGGGUUAUGUGUCUAAAAGUAAUGGUACCACAUCAUUUCUACAUUUUAGAUGUUUCACAGACAUGGAGCAUAUAUAAUGUCAUUGCCAACUGAUACACAAAAUUACAGCUGCACACACAGCUCAUACUCAAAUGCUCCUUGAAUCAGAUUUUCAGGGAAUUUCUGAUUCAUUAAAAAAAAGAAUUCUCAAUUUAUAUAAAGAGAAAGAGGAAUUAAAUUCUUUUUCAGGAUAGGGGUGUGUAAUAUAACAAUAUAUCAAUUCAUUAUCAUUUCCACAAUGCACAAUAUGCAUCACCAUAUAGUUUAGUCAAACUGCCAGCAUUACAAACUGCCUGCAUUACAAAAAUAGCUAUAACCAAUAGCAAAUUUGCUUAAUAUUAACAAGUAUAAGAGUUAUGUUUUUUAAAUUCAAAAAUAUUCAACAGCAAAAGAGACCAUUUUUAAAAAUAUCUAUAGCACCCCCAAGUGGUACAACAGAGAUGUAUUUGCCGAGUCAGCCACAGGUUGUGAAUUCAAAUCCAGAUGACAACACAGCCAGGAGACCAAGAAAGCAAAAUUGGGAAUGCUCAUGAAAAGAGGGGUGGCAUUCUUUCUCUCCCCCAUCAAUCACAGUGACACUAGCCAAUUAGUUAAUCCAAGAGGUUUUAACAUGUGGUUGGCUGGCUUUACAUGCCUAGGAGGAAGCAAGUGAAAGCCUCUGCUUUUUUAAGUUUUAAUAACAUUCAAAAAUUUACAUGAAGAUUAUGUACAAAAUUUUAAACACAUUAGUUUGUAUUUAUUUAAUACAUAUUUUUAAAAUUUAUAAAAAAUUACAAUAUUGCAAAAAGGUGUCAUGUGGCAUAAAUGUAUCACAAUAUGGAUAUAUUUCGCAGAGGGGAUUUAUUGCCAUUGUAACUUAUUUAGUGCAAGCAUGUUGUUUUUUAAAAAUUGAGUAGCAAUGUUAGGAGCUACUACCAAACAGACAAGGUGCAAAGAUUUGUUUGGCUUUGGCAGACUAUGGCAGAACUUGAUUAUGUCUUAAAUGAAGAACACGUUUGAUAAGUUGGUUGAACAUAUGAGGAACACUAGUGACUAUAAUCCACAUGUGCCAUUCAGGUCUCAUUACAGACACAGUUUAGUAUCUUACCUUUAUCAUCAUACUUUUCCAUAUUUGGAAAGCACUGUACUAUUCUUAGUCUGGGAUUAUAUUCAGUAACAUUUUAUUUGUAUAGUGCUUUUAACAAUGGACAAAGCAGCAUUACAGGCUGAAUAUACAGGGUGAAAAUAUGGACCUCAUGAUCUCUAGCUAAAGCCAGAUUACUUUGUUCUUGCCACAUUUGUUCACCUGACCUUACAAGGGACACUGAAGAUGGCCACAAAAAAAUUUCACAUUAUUCCUAAGGCUACAUUUUGUCUCUAGCGUAGAAUGUGAAAAUCAUGCACCAAACAACUUCAUUACAACUAUAUUAACUAUCCCUAUGUAACACUGUGUGCCAUCCAUUUUAUGAACCUGCUGCUCAGUGAUGUAGUGUGGUAGGACCAUAGAUGCAAGACAGAACAAUUGUUAACCAUAAAGAAUUUUUUUUCAAUCACACCCACUGAACAGCCACCUGGACAAUGUUAUGUCAAUACAGCACAAAUUAGAUUAGAAUGGAUAUUUCUACUGUUUAAAUGUUGUCCAUAUGGUUUCCUGCCAUGCUAAGCAAGGAAAGACUUGUUUAAGUUGUGUAUAAGCUUUGAUUUUGUUUGCACAUGAUUGUAAAUAUGCUGUUGAUAAAGUUCUAUGUUAAAUGUUGUGCUUUGGACAACACUGUAUAUUAAUAAAUUUACCUUUAAACUGACA